GAUGAUUAUAAACAUUGGAAGUUUCUUAAGAUGAAGGCUACUGGUCUUGGGUAUGAUCUUGUGAGGAAAACUAUUGCUGCGCCUAAAGAAUGGUGGGAUGCGAGAGAACAGGAAAACUCUAAAAUCAAGAAAUUUAGACUUUGCGGAAUAGAACCUGAGUUGGAAGAAAGGUACCAAGAGAUGUUUAGUGGAGCUAUUCCUGAACUUGAUUUUGCUUAUACACCUUCAUCAGGAACUCUUCCACCAAAAAGUGACUUGAAUGGAAUUGAAACUUUACAUGAUAUGAGUGGGAAUUCAACUUCAAAGAUGAAAGAUUCACAUGGCCCUACUAUACCUGAAGUAAUAGAAGUAUUGGAUAAUAUGAAUGAUAUAUAGAUAGAUGGAAAGUUAGAUAGGUGGAAAGUCGUAUAUGUUUGGUGUAAGGAAACUCCUUUGUGUCAAAGAAAAGCGAGAGGUGUUUUUUUCCCUAAAGCCUGAAGUUAAAGUUAGUAUGGCUUAAAGAUGAGGCAGAAGAUGCUGGAAUCAUAUAUGAUCAGGCAAAUACAUUAUUUCUUUAAUU
Molecule: messenger RNA, 559 nt
Organism: Rubroshorea leprosula
Lineage: Eukaryota; Viridiplantae; Streptophyta; Magnoliopsida; Malvales; Dipterocarpaceae
Source: the annotation of a GenBank genome assembly